Molecule: messenger RNA, 2841 nt
Organism: Symbiodinium sp. CCMP2456
Lineage: Eukaryota; Dinophyceae; Suessiales; Symbiodiniaceae
Source: the annotation of a GenBank genome assembly
AUGGUGGCCGAGGCUCAUGACAUCGAGCCGGAAGGCUUCAAAGCUGGAGAGCUGCCGCAACACCUCCAGACAGUGCAGAGCCUGGAGUUCCGAUCUGUCAGCUUCAGCUAUCCCACGAACCCGGAGAAACGUAUCCUGGACCAACUCUCCUUCCAGGUGGUGAAGGGGCAAAAGGUUGCCUUCGUGGGGGAGAGUGGCUGUGGGAGACGGAGCUGCAAGCUUACGGCAUGGUGGUACGUUCUGAGGACCGUAAAGGUGUUUGGCAACAGCCGUACCCCGGGCAUGAGCGCACUGAAGAGCACCACAAUCCAGCUUCUGGAGCGGUUCUACGAUCCAGAUAAGGGGGAAAUCCUGGUCAAUGGCAUCUCGCUGCGUAGUCUGCCAGUGCGUGCUUGGCGGAGGUUGAUCGGCUACGUUGGUCAGGAGCCGGUCCUAUUCGCUGCCUCUGCCAUGAAGAACUUGAAGGCAGGAGACGGUUCGAUCACUGACGAGGAGGCCAUCGAGGCGGCACGCAGCGCGCAGAUCCUAGACAGGCUGACCCGACUGCCCAAGGGACUGGACACUCUAGUGACAGGAGGAAAUUUUUCCGGCGGCGAAAAGCAACGCGUGGCUAUUGCUCGAGCAUUGGCACGAAGGCCGCAGAUAUUGCUGCUGGACGAGGCCACCUCCGCUUUGGACAACGAGUCCGAGCGCAUGGUGCAGGCCACGCUUGACUCCCUGGACGUCACAUACGGCCAAACAAUCACAACCAUCUCCAUUGCCCACCGGCUGACAUCCAUUGUCUCCUCCGACGCCAUCUAUGAGGGCCGCGUCGCAGAGAAAGGCACCCACUCAGAGCUGAUGGCCCUAGAGGGCCAGUACUAUGCCAUGGCGUCGCUGCAGAAGGGUGCCCCACCGCCAGCGCCGCGGCGGCCGGUUUUGAAGCGCCAAGGCUCACAGGUUGGUGGCAGUUCCGUGUCUCUCUCCGCCGCCCUCCAGCGCACGAGCACGGUGGGCUAUCUUCGAAGCAUGUCGCGGCAGUCCUUUGUUGGUGCCAUGGCGGGAGAUCCCAUCACAAACAGCUUCAUCGCGGAGGCAGCGCAUGAACCUGACGAGGAGAUCCCUGUUGCUCCCGCCGUCAUGCCUAGGCUCUGCCAUGUUUCUCGACCUUUCUGGACUGUCUUGCCAUUCGCUUUCCUGAUCAUCAUUAUCGAGGCCGUCGCUGCUCCGUUUCAGGCCCUCCUCUUCACCGAAGCAAUGAAAAGCUAUUACGAGAAAUCGGUUUCCGUCAUGCUCUUCAAGCUUGACCGAGCCUGCUUCGGCCUUGCUCUCUUGGGCAUCGUCAUGGGUGGGAGCGUGAUGAUCAUGAACAGCAUCUUCACCUUCCUGCAGGAGAGCAUCAGCCUUCAGCUCAGAAAGUUGGCGUUUGGCAGCGUCAUCCGCAUGCACAUGGCCUUCUUCGAUUCGCCGGAGAACCAAACAUCCGAUCUGUUGGUGUCUUUGGAGAGGCACAUGAUCCGAGUGUCACAGAUGUUCGGCGUGAACUUGUCCAACACCGUCAUGGCCGUUCUUACUGCGGUCGUCUCGGUCUUGGUGAGCUUCCUUGGGUCCUGGUUCCUCGCUGCCAUACUCUUGGGCGUGUUGCCUAUCUGCGGCUUCCUCGCUAUGUCUGUGUCCGUCAUGGCACAGAAGCUCUCUCCGGGCGUGGAAGCGGCCUACGCCAUGUCCGGCUCGAGCAUUUCAGAAGCUGUCAUGUCCAUUCGGACAGUAAGGGCGCUGGGUGCCGAAGAGCACACGCUGGACAUUGUCUCCGGGCUGCUCCAGGUGAUGACGGACUACCACAAGGGCGCAGCCUGCAAGAAGGCCUUCGCUUUCGGCUUCAGCUCGGGCCUCGUGCAGCUGGUCUACUUGGUGGGCUUUUGGCUCAGUGCGAUCAUGAUCAGCAGCGGCAAGUUCAAUGCCGAGCAGGUGUUGUUGACCCUCUUCUGUGUGACCUUCGGCCUUCAAAGCGUCAGCAUGAUCGCCAUGUACCUGCCGGACUCGGCCUCAGGUGCUGUCGCAGCCGCAGAGGUCUUCCGGCUCGUCGACCUGCAGUCGAACAUCGACGCAGUGGAACCUGAAGGGCGGAUCAACAGCCUGGGAGACGGGACCAUUCGCUUCGAGGAUGUGGUGUUUUAUUAUCCUCACCGCUCCGAAGUCAUCGUGUUGAAUCGGCUGUCCCUCGAGAUUCGGCAAGGACAAAGGGUGGCCGUCGUCGGCUUCUCGGGAAGUGGCAAGUCCACUGUUAUCCAGCUCCUCCUGCGCUUCUAUGAUCCCCAGCGCGGUAGAGUCAGCAUUGGAGGCCAAAACCUGAUCCAGCUGGAUGUGGCUUGGUUUCGUCGUCAGGUAGCUCUGGUGGGUCAAGAGCCCAUACUUUUUAAUAUGUCUCUGGAGGACAACGUGAAGUACGGGCUCCCUGGUGCCAGCCAUGAAGAGGUGCUAAGCGCUGCCCGUGGUGCAAACAUGGACUAUGCGUUGGACGGCACGAAGCCCUGGUCUCAUCGCGUCGGCCUUGGCGGCGGGAAGCUGAGCGGAGGCCAGAAGCAACGCUGUGCCAUCGCACGGGCAUUGCUGCGCCAACCGAAGGUGCUGCUCUUGGACGAAGCCACCUCGGCGCUGGAUGCUAAAUCGGAGGUCCUGGUGCAGCAAUCCAUCCAGCAGAUCCAGGCCACCACCAUCACAGUCGCCCACCGCCUGUCCACCAUCCGGGACUCCGACAAGAUCUUCGUCCUUGCAGAGGGUCGGCUUGUUGAGCAAGGCACCUAUGCCCAACUCAUGGCCAUGCAAGGCAGCUUUGCCCAGCUGGCGGCCAGGAGCUUAUGA